UUAACAGGUGCCCGGAUGUUGUAUAAAUAGUUGCCCAGCAGCCGAAAUCAGAUCCUGGUUGAAAAGCGUUGAAAAGUGGUAUUUCUAUGGUGCAUUUCCUCCUGUUUCGUCUUUAGAUGACAAACAAAUUGCUGCGUUCAGUCAGGAGGUGAAAAUCUAACAAUGGCAAGUUCUGAUGAUGUAGUUGCAAAAUGGCAGCUGGCUCUCCCAGAUGGUCUACAUGUCGUCAUAUUUGAACAUGGCACAACUUCAGGAAAGCGUGUCAUUUGGGUGGAUGGAAAGGAUAUAUUUAGGAAGGAAUGGAUGUUUAAACUAGUGGGUAAAGAACACUUUGAAGUGGGAAAAGCCAAGUGUACAAUUGGUGUAGAAGCUGUGAGUGGGUUUGCCUAUGAAUACACCUUGGAAGUGAAUGGAAAGCCACUGCAGAAGUUCCGGGAAAACCAGAGGAAAAUUCAAAAAGCUUGGAAUGUAGUUGUAGAUGGAGAAAUCAAAAGGAUAUGUCUAGAGAAAGACACCUUGGAUGUGUGGAUGGCCGACAGAAUGGUAGAAACGCAGGGAGUAUUUACAGACACAGGAGUGGAGACAUACUUCAACAUCAGCGAGAGAAUGACGGGCAGGAUAGUGGCUACAAGUAGUGGCAAGAAGAGUAAAGGAAUUAUACACACACUGUUUGUCAAUGAUGACGAGAUAUUAGAGGCUACAAAUGAAUAAGGAGAAAAUCUAAGGCCUGAAAAUCAUCAACAUAUAUAUACUGGUACUGACUCAACAGGAGUCGGUCUGAAAAUCACCAACAUACUGGUGCUGACUCAAACAGUUAAACUCUGCUCCUGAAGUCAAACUAGGCACAGUUUAAAAAUCAUCCUUAGCUUGUGGACACUCUUAACUUAAAGUUUUGAUUGUAUAACUAUGUGUACCAAAUACCUCUGUCUAACCCCCAUUGUAUGUUCUACUGUGUACCAAAUAUCUCUGUCUAACCCCCAUUGUAUGCUCCACUGUGUACCAAAUAUCUCUGUCUAACCCCCAUUGUAUGCUCUACUGUGUACCAAAUAUCUCUGUCUAACCCCCAUUGUAUGCUCUACUGUGUACCAAAUACCUCUGUCUAACCCCCAUUGUAUGAUAGUAACAUCCCUGUUUCAGGUUAAGAAGGUUGCUCUACCCUAUAUAGCUAUCUGAGUAACUGUAAAUGCUGCAUGAGUUGUCUUGAAUCAAUGAUGCACCUAGGCUGCUGAUCUACUGAUGGUUUGUUACAGAUGCUGAAUUUGACAGUGACUUUGUAAAGUAUAAAUGGUCUAAUGUGCAUAUCAGCUUAAAUAGAACAGCUUCAUCCAUGCAUGGGUAACUCUAAAUGUAACCUGGAUUAUACUUAAUAGAUUCAAUGCAGCUAGGGUUACUCUACUGAAUGGAUGUUACAGAUGCUGAAUUUUAACUAAAAUUUUAUGCCGGCUAAAUGUGAUUGACAGUCAUAUUUUUGUGACCUUAAAAUACCAUUAAUAUUUGCACCAUUGCUCUAUACAAUAAGUGUGAAUGAUCUGGAUAUAGAUAUAACAAGAUGAAGUGUAGCACUCUGUUCGCCAUUGGUAUAGAUAGCUACACUGUUGUAGAACAUGACUUGUCCACAUUGGUAUAGAUAGCUACGCUGUUGUAGAACAUGACUUGUCCCCAUUGGUAUAGAUAGCUACACUGUUGUAGAACACGACUUGUCCACAUUGGUAUAGAUAGCUACACUGUUUUAGAACAUGACUUGUCCACAUUGGUAUAGAUAGCUACGCUGUUGUAGAACAUGACUUGUUCACAUUGGUAUAGAUAGCUACACUGUUGUAGAGCAUGACUUGUCCCCAUUGGUAUAGAUAGCUACACUGUUGUAGAACAUCACUUGUCCACAUUGGUAUACAUAGCUACACUGUUGUAGAACAUGACUUGUCCCCAUUGGUAUAGAUAGCUACACUGUUGUAGAACACGACUUGUCCACAUUGGUAUAGAUAGCUACACUGUUUUAGAACAUGACUUGUCCACAUUGGUAUAGAUAGCUACAUUGUUGUAGAACAUGACUUGUCCACAUUGGGAUAGAUAGCUACACUGUUGUAGAACAUGACU
This is a messenger RNA of Mizuhopecten yessoensis (Yesso scallop), 2094 nucleotides long. RefSeq names its product fas apoptotic inhibitory molecule 1-like. The record is from RefSeq and is a predicted model, not a curated record. The transcript has 5 exons. Gene Ontology annotation, biological process: positive regulation of neurogenesis; negative regulation of extrinsic apoptotic signaling pathway via death domain receptors; canonical NF-kappaB signal transduction. Lineage: Eukaryota; Metazoa; Mollusca; Bivalvia; Pectinida; Pectinidae. The coding region runs from base 163 to 711 and encodes 182 amino acids.